AUGCGCCCCAUCUCCACAAACAACGACUCAUCAAGACACGAGCAGCAACAACGACCACCUAUACCACGACGGUUCUCCAAGACGAACGACAUCUCUGCGAACGACGACUGCAAAAGAGCACAUCAGACAGAUAGCGAGGGUGGUUGCGUCACGACAGAACAGCCCGCUGCAAAGUACGGCGCCCGACAGUCGCCUACGUACAAUCACGCACUUAGCAGUCCGAUGUAA
Molecule: messenger RNA, 228 nt
Organism: Parastagonospora nodorum SN15
Lineage: Eukaryota; Fungi; Ascomycota; Dothideomycetes; Pleosporales; Phaeosphaeriaceae
Exons: 2
Coding region: 1-228 (75 amino acids)
Source: RefSeq, a predicted model, not a curated record